GUGUGUGGUGGGGGGGUGGCUGCAGAACUGCCAGAAUUGCAGUCCUCUCCCUGCAGCUCCUCUGCAUGUUUGAGGGGCGUGUUCUGCUGUUAUAAAACAAACUCACAGUCCUGCAACUCCAGCAGCAGCUCCGCCAGGCAGUCUGCUUUGACAGUCAGGGGACAUCCAUCACCAUCAUCUCUCCCUUUCUCUCUCUCUCUCUCUCUCUGUCCCUCCCUCAGACACCCACACACACACUCUCUCUCUCUCUCUCUCUCUCUCUCUCUCUCUCUCCUUCGCUCUGUCCGUCUGCCCUUCUUCUUCUUCUUCUCCUCCUUCUCUCUCCACACGCACAGCAUCUCUGUUUCUCGACUCUCCCGGCAUCAUGUCCGCUAACGGCGCAGACGGGGACCUCCUGCGGAUCCCUCUGGGGCUCAUCAACAGCGCGGGGAAGUAUCUGACCGCGGAGACUUUCGGCUUCAAAGUCAACGCCUCCGCCAGCAGCCUGAAGAAGAAGCAGACGUGGACCCUGGAGCAGACCGGGGAGGACGGCAGCGCGGUCUUCCUGCUCUCCCACCUGGGCCGCUACCUCGCCACGGACAAAGACGGGAACGUUACCGCGGACAGCGAGACGCGCGGCACCGACUGCCGCUUUGUCAUCACCGCGCACGAGGACGGGCGGUGGUCCCUGCAGUCCGAGCCCCACGGCCGGUUCCUGGGCGGUAGCGAGGACCGGAUCACGUGUUUCGCGCAGACCGCUUCACCUGCGGAGAAGUGGAGCGUGCACCUGGCCGUGCACCCGCAGGUUAAUCUGUACAGUUUGGCGCGCAAACGCUACGCCCACCUGAGCGCGCAGGGGCAGGAGGUGUCGAUAAACCGGGAUGUCCCAUGGGGGGUCGACUCGCUCGUCACCUUGGUCUACAGGGACGAGCGGUACCACCUCGAGACCUGUGACAACCGCUUCCUGCGCAACGACGGCAGCCUGUCCACGAAAACGGACAAGGACACCGGAUACAUGCUGGAGUUCCGCUCCGGGAAAGUGGCGUUCCGCGACUGUAACGGCCGCUACCUGGCGCCCGCGGGUCCCACCGGCACCAUGAAGUCCGGGAGGAGCGCGAAGGUGGGGAAGGAUGAACUGUUCGGCCUGGAGCGCAGCCACGCGCAGGUCGUGCUGACUGCAGGCAACGAGAGGAACGUCUCCACGCGGCAAGGUGAGGCCCUCGAGUGGAAAACCCCACAUCAGCAUGAAAUCACUGCAGAUGUUGGCGCAGGAAAGCUUCAGCUGUUGCAUGAUGUUGAUGUGUGUGAGUCUGAGCAGGACAGAAUCGGAGACCUGAUUCUCUGCCCACCAUGUGUUUCUCAUUACCACGCUCUCACUUUCCUCCCCCCUCCUCCUCCCCUCUCUGCCUCCUCCCUUUGGCCACUCUCAACAUUUUUCUGCAGUAAUUCUACCCCUGCAUUGUGGCUGCUGGUUCAGGGUCAGGUCCAGUUUACAGUUAUCAGUCCCCUCAUCUCAGAAAAGAAGAAGAAAAGAGAGGAUGAGGAGGGAGGUGUGACUCAGACUCAGAGUCCUGCUGAAGGUGGAUCUCUCCUCUUUGUCUCGGUGCCACACAGUCUCACUCUGUGGGACUGAUCAUUUAUCCAGGCAGUCGAUAAGCUUUCAAUGCUAGGGCUGGGCGAUAAACAUCACCAUAUAAAGAAUGAAGUUUAAUAGUAGUCAUUGGCAGCAUGUCUGCUUCUGUGAGGUCUCUGUGUCUCUGAUAGUGAUGGGCACGGCAGUUCUUUUAGAUGUACUGAAUCACUAGAAUCAGUUCACUAAAAAGAUUCGUUCACCAAAUCACUGAAUCAUUUAGCUCUUGGUGGGAGAAGCCUGCGACUCCGACCUCCUGAACUGAUACGCAGUUCAUUUCAGAGCUUCUGGGACCAGGAGACCAGAGUGUUUGUGUUUCUUUAACAAACAGGUUUGUAAAAAUUAACUUGUUUAUAAGUCGUGAUGUUUUAAGUGUCCUAUGGUCUGAUAUUUAUCAGGUCUGCCCGGUGAAUGAUUCACACUGAACAUACACCGUUACCUCGCAAACCGCUGCAAUAACAGGAUGCUGUGGGUUUUACUUGAUCCAUACUGUGUCCUAUUGUAUGAAAGUUGUUGUGGUGGAAAUUUAGCCAUGAAAAAAAAGGUACUUUUGUCCGACAAAAAUGAUUCCAGAGUGUGUAGUUCAAUGCGUGAUUCGUUCACCAAGUGAUUCAGGCGUCGGUACGUGUGGUCCCUCGUUCACCAGCUGCUGGCCUGGAAAGGCUGUUUCUCACUUCAGCUCAACUGGUGAGAAACAAACGAAUCACUCAAAGAAGUGAUUUGGUUCAGUACGUUCACUUAAAAGAUUUGGUUCUUUUGAAUGAAUCGUUCACGAACGAUACAACACUACUCUUUGGCGUUUUGUCGUAAGGCAUUGCUCUAGAGAAAGCAGACGGAAUGGUCGCCUGUUUCGGCUGAACAGGCGCCAUGGACUCCUUGCUCCACUUGGUGUUUGUAACCUUUUGCGUUGCGAGUUCUCUGCGGCGUGGCGCUGCUUCAGGUGGUAAAAAAGAUUCCCCGACUUUGUGAGAAUAUGUACUCCACAUAAUUUACAGUCCACGUUACUCUGCUUCAUGUCCGACCUCAAAAAAAACAAAAUACCUCCACACCACCGACGUUUUCGUGCCAGUGUUGCCGACGAUGUCGUCAUCUGUUGAGCCGCCAUCGUCAUUUCUGUCGGGGGUAGCACUUGGUUCUAAUUCAGUACAUGAUUGGUUCAGCGCAAAGUUGACCUGGAGCAACUCCCCUUUUCAUUGGCUACUCGUACAGUCUACCAAAACAUGGCAGAAUGCCGACAAUCGAAAAGGAUAUUGACCAUGUUUCAUUUCGAUAUCGAGGAAAAUUAAUUUUCGAUAUAUAUCGUUAUUAUUUUAUCGCCCAGCCCUAUUCAACGCUAGAGGGAAAGGUGUGUGUCUGUGUGUAUAUCUGUGUGUGUGUGUGCAUACCAUGAAAGAUGGAUUGUCUGAGAGGAGAGGUCGUUUGUUUGAAUGAGGUCAGCGUUGGGCAGCGACCCUUGACCCGGCAGUUAUUGCUGCUGAUAAAAGAUGAGGAGACAGAGCCGGACAGGCGUUCAGACCUAAAUUUAAAGGGUCGACCAUUUUCCUCUGCUGUGUCUGUACUCAAUAACUCCUACUGUGCUCGAAGACUGAGUGUGGGUGUGCACAGGCUGUGAGUGAGACAGCAGCAGCAGCAGCAGCAGCGGUAAAAAUUAGGUUUUUGUGUCAGCCUCCUAAUGAGGAGGAAGAGCGUUUUCUCAGAACUCUGUUCUAGCAGAGACAUUCAGCUGCUUAAUGAGGUCAAGAUAGUGACUUUACGAGUCUUUGUCUCCCAAAAACUCCAAAUGUCAGCCGCUUUGAUUCAUAUUAGGUCAGGUGACCACGUGUAAAGUAAAAGGUGUGGCAUCUACGACUUCCAAUGGUAACCGAUUCAACUCUCUGACUCACUUUGGCAUUUUUCAGUUCUAGUUUUUAUGACCCACAGCUUUUACUCCUUUGGUUCAGUUACACCAUUUUAGUCAGUAUUAUCUUACCCAGGCCUACACAUGUUCAUCUGAAGUGCAUCGAAAACUCCCUUCUGUUAUAUUUUGCCCUGAAAUCUGCCUCAAAGUGGGUUUUUGGAAAGGUAUGACGGCUAACAGGAUACUUGUUUAUCAGGAGUUUGAAUACGGCUUAUCUGGAUGUUUUCUCAAUAAGUAAAUCAGUCUCUCCGUCAUUUCCACAGAUGUUUUUUUUAUCAGGUUUCUAUCCAUCUGUGAGUCAGUGUGUUUCAUUGUGUUGGACAUCUAUAUAUAUAUAUAGAUUUACAGACGCCAACUAUAAGUGGAAAUGAACUGUUACUGACACCAAAACUCAACUGCGAAUGUAGUGGGGCAUUAACAGUAGUAGCUAGAGGUGGUGGAGACCAAAAUAGAGCAAAAAGUUUCGUAAAUACUAAACUUUGAUACGCAAGAUGACCUGAAACAUGAUACUUCCUGUUUCAGUUGGUUUGUUUACAUGCACAGUUAAGUCAGAGCUGGAUUAGAGGAUUUAACUGGAUUUAUGUCCGAAUUACUGACAUGAGCAUGUCCGCCUCCACAACAGUAGGUGGCGACAUGCCCACUUUCAGCUUGUUACUAUUGGGUGGUCUCCCAGUUGGCUUUUUAUUAAUCAAAACUAUCGACAGAACUCGUUAGCAAGAGGCUAACAGGAUGCUUUUACAGCUCUGACCUGUUCGACUGUGUGAUAGUAGGGUGAGUGACCAUAUUCUAAAUCUCCAAAAAGAGGACAGUACUAGGCGGGGCGGAGUUGUGCGCAAAAUUUUGAGGGUUUUUUAGUUGGGGAUUUCACACGGUUCUAACAAAGUAAGUCCAUGCAACACAAACUCAAAACCCCGGACAUUUGAAGUAUUUUAUAAACUCCCCCGGACAAGGCCAGACAGCCGCCCAAAAGAGGACAUGUCCGGGUAAAAGAGGACGUAUGGUCACCCUAAUGAAAGGAGAGUUUCGUCUUUUUUACGUUCUCUGUCAAAGUUUUGUUUACCUCCCGGUUUUUGGCCUCAUUUUUGGGGCGCUGUCAUGCCCAUCUUUGUUUGAAUGGUGUUAGUAGUGACACUAAAUGCAUAAAUGAAGUAAAAGUUAAGAGAUAUGGACACAAGAAGUUUGUUCAUCAUCAGACGACAGCUGAUGAUUAAAUUCUCUGAGGUGUUAGAAUAAAACGUUGAGUGACCCACAUCCAAAGUCCUUCUUUCUUGGAGUGAAUGUGACGGAGCAGACGUCAACACUGGAGACGCAGUAAUCCUAAUUUGACCACAGUCUCCAUCAUCAGCCCCCUCCUCCUCCUCCUCCUCAGUAUUUUGCUCCUUUCAGGACUUGGACUUCAUGGGUGUAAUAAUUUAACAAACUGGUUUGGCACCACCACUGAGACAUAUCUGGGGAGCUUGCAAAAUUAGAGGGUACAGCAGCCGCGGCCAAGGACAAAAACCCCCAGAGACGAAUGAAAACUGACAGCAGACUGCCCCACUUUUCCAGGCAUGGACCUGUCAGCCAAUCAGGACGAAGAAGGAGACCAGGAGGUCUUCCAGUUGGAGAUGAGCCGUGAGGACAGGAAGUGUGCCUUCAGGACCGCUGCCGGGAAAUACUGGACUCUGACAGCGGGCGGAGGACUGCAGUGCACGGCCUCCACCAAGUAACCACACACUCGCACAAACACUAUCACGCACUGAAAUCCGGCACACUCUUUCUUCACAGCCGGCUCAUCCAGGUGUGGUUGUGUGUCGCAGGUCGGGCAACAGUUUCUUUGAGCUGGAGUGGCGUGAUGGUCGCGUGUGUGUGCGUGCAGCUAACGGCAAAUACGUGGUCGCUAAGAAGAACGGACAGCUAGCGGCGACUGUUGACAACUCAGGUUAGUGGUGUGUCUGAAGUUAACAGAUAAAUACUAGAAAAAAGUUCCUCACAGGAGCUUUAAGAGUUAAUUUAGGCAGCAACUUUGGACCCUAACAUCACUCUCUAGGGUCAGAGAAGGUCAAAGUUUGGACUAACUCUGUCGUCUCUGCAGGGGAGGCUGAACAGUUCCUGAUGAAGCUGAUCAACCGUCCUCUCAUCGUCCUUCGCGGGGAGCACGGUUUCAUCGGGGCUCGUAAAGCGGGGAUAGCCACCCUGGACUCGAACCGAGCUUCAUACGACGUGUUCCAGCUGGAGUUCCACAAUGGAGCUUACUCUCUCAAAGGUGGGCACCGGCUCUACUUUGACUCUGCGGAUUUAUCCUGGUGUUUUUCAAGCAUGUUUUCAUUUCUUAUAAGUCACAAAGUUUUCAGGACAGAGUGCAGUUUUCUAAAACAGGCAGUUCUGGUUCAAUCAAAGUGAUACGUGUAUUUGGAGUAAGGAUGGCCAGUGUUCAAAUCUGUGAAUUUACUCUUAGCUUGACUUUUGUAGCCUGCCUGGACUAAAACUGCUCGAAGUUUAGCAUGCAAUGAAGUUAAUGCAAAUCUGUGAACAAGACCAAACCAAACCCUGACCCUAGUGCUUUAAACUCUUAGUUACAGCGGGUUCAACAUGUGCUGUAAUCUGGUAAUAAAGGUGUCAGUUCCUCUCUACCUCCCUCACAAUGCCGUCCUGUCUGAACUGUGGAUGUUAAGAAUAGUGUUUAACAGGCUUGAUUUAGCAUCAGAAGGUCAGUUCUGUGGAAACAGUCCUGCUCUUUGGAUUUUUGCCUCUUAUCUUUAUGACACCUGAAAUAUUUGAAUAAACUUUAUAAAUAGAAACUGUUUUUUCCUAUAACCCCUGACCACCACUAUCACCACAUAGGGCUGCACGAUUGAUCAAUUUUAAAUCAUAAUCAGAUUAUUUAAUUAUGACGAGUAAACCACUCCCCGCUGUAAAGUCUGUCUGAAGGCGGUAUCAACCCGUCACCACGGAAACUAAUUCAGGAGGAAACGCUAAAGUUUUUUGUCGUAUCAGCGUUUCAGGUGACUGUAAACGGUACUUUUUGAAAACGGGUCAGAGAGUGAAUAAAUCUGUAAACGACGACCAUUUCAUCUCCGUGUGGAUGUCUAUCUGCAUCUCUGGAAACGAUCAUGUGACACACAGAGGAACUCUUUUAUGGCGCCAAAACAACCUUUAUACACGUGCUCUGUACUCUUCAUACUCUGUACUUCUUCUGUCUUUGGUGCAUUUCCUGUGCAGCGUUGCCGGGAUUUCCACCGCAUCCGGAACGGCAGCGAUUUUUCGUCGUACGCCAAUUCCUACUGAAGCCGGAUGUUUUAUUUUGUGUCUGUGCCCGACUUCCUUUCCAGCACGAGUUAAUCUGUGCCAAAUUUAUCCGGCAUGCUCCGGCGUCCGUAAAAAAUAGAACUCCUAUGAUCAGCUGAGGAGUCCGGUGAUCUGCAGAGGAACGGAAAGAAGUCGGUGGAAAUUGACACGUUAACUUGAUCAGCUACGAUCGACAGAUACGGCCUUUUCGUAGACGUUCUGUAUGCGGUGGAAAUUACCGGUUACAGCACGACUUACUGGCUUGGCAUAUUCACUACAUCGUUUUCAGAGGUUUAAUUUUGAGAGAUUAAAAAAAACUUUUUAUUUUUAAAGUGAAGUUUGGUGAAUUUGUCUCUGAAUAAAAAAUCUAAAUCAAGUUUUUAGAGAAAAAAAUCAGGAUUUUUAUUUUGGUCAAAAUCAUGCAGCCCUACCACUACAGUAAGAGUGGAAUAAUGCGUCAAUUCCAAUAGUUAUCCAUCACUUUGUCUAAGGAAACAUACCAGCAUGUGUGUGUGUGUAACUACCAGUGUGUGUGUGUGUGUGUUGUGUGUUCAGACUCCCAGGGGAAGUACUGGUGUGUUGGAGAUGACACGGCCGUGGUGUGCAGCAGCUCCACGCCCGUCCAGUUCCUGUUUGAGUUCUGUGACCUCAACAAGAUGGCUAUUUGCGCUCUGGGGGGGAAGUACCUCAAAGGAGACCACGCCGGAGGGCUCAAGGCCAGCGCCUCCUCGCUGGACAGCGCCACUCUCUGGGAAUACUGAGGAAGCACAGCCGGACCUCCCUAUACUGUCCGAAACGAUACUUCAAACACUAGAUAGAAACUGUAGGUAGCUGUUUUUAUUUGCAUACGUAUGUGUGAGUGUGUGUAACUGUGGACUUGUCUGGAUGGAUGUGUGGUGACGUUGAAAAGCUGAUUAACUGGAAGUCGUGGCACCAAAGCACUACUUUUAUUAUUCCAUAUAACUCUUUUCUCAGUCGCUCUCUCGGAAACUGAUCACAGCGCGGCUUCACGUUUGUUCCACCUGAGAACCAUCAGGACCGUUAUUCUUAUUAGUUGUGCCUCUUUCUAUUAACUUCUGGUGUAAACAAAUAUGUAGAAUGCUCUGACUCAUAACCUACAAUAUCUUAUCUUCUUCUAAAGGCUGACUCUGUUGUGCUGCUUUCAAACUAUGACAUGUUUAACACACAGGAUAUCAGGAUGUCAUUGAUUCAUGUAUUCCUGCUGUAAAUAUUGCUUCUGUAUGUCACUAAAUGCUUCAAAACACCUUGUUACCACGGAAACGGGAUGAGGAAUGGACUGUGGCUCUCUUCACACACCAAGCACAAGUGAAAUCAUUCGCGCGAAUGAAUUACAUGUUAAGUCAAUGCAAAGACGCGAACGACGCGAAUUGGGCGGAAGCUGAAUAUGUCUCAAUUUGAGUGGAUAUUGGUGACAUAUGAAAACGGACAGUUGUUCACUGGUAUCUAAAAUGUAGGACAAACUGAUCAUGUCGGUGUGUUGGUGCCCCAAAUUGUAUGAUACCUUUUCUUUCAAUUACCGAAACCAGAAUCGAAAGAAGAUCACCUGGAGGCAAGUGAGUGAGAAGGUCGGAUAUUCUGGUAAAUUGUAAAAAAGCUUUGUCCAGUUGGAUUGGCAGGGGUGACCGUUGAAAUUACCAUUGACGCACGAAUGAAGUAAAUAAAUACUUUUCAUUCAAGCGUCUAGAUUCGCGCGAAUUAAGCGAGUAGAUGAUUUUACUCGCGCUUGUCGUGAACACCCCAUUACACACAUGGCCUAACUAUACCUGUUUUUUUCCUGCUCUGAGAUGCACAAGCAGACAAAUCUGUGUAAAGGUUUCCAUAAAAGGCUUUAAUUCACUCUGUUUUUUAAGUUAUACUGAAGAAAAUAUAAAUGCAAAAAAGUGGGAGGAGCUUGUUUAGGUGAAAUGAUCGUCCUCUUUUAAAAAAUGGGAGGGGCCAAGUUACUAUACAUCAUAAAAUGCACAAAAUAUAAACAAAUAUGCAUCUGUAUAUAUACAGUAGAUAUGAAUUCAAACUGUGAGUCAGAAUCUGCACAAAGUCCAACCACAAGAAUUGAGAAGCACAUCUUUGUCGUGAUGAAAUGUCUGCCUUAGUUCGGGUGCUGCUAGCUGAAAGAGUCAGUCAUUUCUCUGGCUGUUACUGUGUUCGUGCCUUCAUAAAGUGUUCCUGUCUUUUCCUUUUCAUGAGCCCAGUUAACCCCCCAAUAAAGUUUUACCUCUUAACAGUGAAAAUUCUCAUGAUUGUUUUUACUGCUGAGUUUGGUUGUCGGGGUCGAGCUGCACUGAUUUUCUACAAGUCUAUUUUCUUCUAUAGAUAAGGUUUGUAGACUGUAAGGAGGUUGUAACGGUGAACAGGAGCCCUCCACUUUGGAUCAGGGUCCUGCUUAGCCUUGGUAACGGUCUGUUCUUUGUACCAACAGUCUGUUGUCAAGGAAUAGCAGACCGUUGCUAGGGAAUUUUAUGACAAGGCAUGAGUUCUUCCAGAAAGGUUGGCAUCCUCUGUAAAAUGUUGAUUGAAAUACAUUUAAUUGUAAAAGGAAGACAUAUUAAAGAAGAGGUGUUAGCUUAUUUAUUUGGAUUUUUAUUUUUAUUUUUUAUCAUUUUUAUUGAAUUAAUAAAGUUCUAAUUCGUA
Molecule: messenger RNA, 9425 nt
Organism: Xyrichtys novacula (pearly razorfish)
Lineage: Eukaryota; Metazoa; Chordata; Actinopteri; Labriformes; Labridae
Source: the annotation of a GenBank genome assembly